CAAAAUUUCAUUGAAAGGAGAUUAAAUUUUAUAUACAUUUUUUUUUUUAAUAAAAAUUCUUUGAAAUCAAUAAAAGUUUGCAUAAACAUUAUUUUGGUCAACUCUUUCGUGUGCAAAUUCAAAUCAUCAGAGUACCAUCUUCAGAUGCAAUUAGACAAAAUUUCAACAUUAUAAAAAUCCAACAAUUAUGUCAAAAUUUUCGACAACCUCCAAUCGCCAACUGAAUACGCGCAGCUCCGACAUCGAUGCCUUGGCCCAGCGUGGCUAUAAUAUCGGUCACAAAAUUGGUGAGGGUUCCUAUGCGACCGUAAUCACAGCCGGUUAUGCCGACGACGCUGGCCAUGGUGUACACUUGGCGUGCAAGAUAAUUGACAAAGCCAAGGCACCCUCAGAUUUCGUACAUAAAUUCUUUCCACGUGAAUUGGAAAUUUUAACAAAAAUCGAUCAUCCAAACAUCAUACAGAUCCACAGUAUACUCCAACGUGGUCCAAAGAUAUUCAUAUUCAUGCGUUAUGCUGAGAAUGGUGAUCUCUUGAGUCAUAUUAAAAAAUCGGGACCGAUUGAGGAGUUGCAAGCGAAAGCUUGGUUCAUGCAGAUGGCAAAAGCUCUAAAAUAUCUGCAUUCACACGAUAUCGCACAUCGUGAUCUCAAGUGUGAGAAUAUAUUGCUUUCGAAACGUUUAAAUAUCAAAUUGGCAGAUUUCGGUUUUGCACGCUAUUGCUGCGACGAGAGUGGACGUGAAAUCAAAUCGGAAACAUAUUGCGGUUCGGCAGCCUAUGCCGCACCCGAAGUUGUAUGCGGUCGGCCGUAUGAUCCGAAAUUGGCCGAUGCCUGGUCGCUGGGUGUUAUAUUGUUCAUAAUGUUAAAUGCGAAAAUGCCAUUCGAUGAUAGUAAUCUGAGUAAACUGCUGGACGAUCAGCGGAAUAAAAAGUUUGCAUUUCGUCGAAAACUUCAAGAUCACAUAUCGGCACAGGCCAAAGCCACUGUGGCUGUACUGUUAGAGCCGGAACCGCAUGCGCGUUGGAAUUUACGUGAGAUAUUGAAUUGCAGCUGGCUGCGUGCCGACGAGGAGGAACCGGUGGCCUAGUCCAAAAACUAUACGUAUGUUGUCGUGCUGGAUACACAUAUAUAUAUACGUACAUUAUGCAUUUUUUUGGACCGAAUGCCGUUGAAUUUUUGUAUGGGAAAAAAAGUAAUUCUCUCUCUCUAUAUACACACAUACAUAUACAUUUUUAGUUUUCGAAAUGUUGGUCAUCUGUGAAAUUUGCUCACAUUUUUGAACUGCAAGCGGCUUUUAUAACGGAUAUAAUCAUUUUUGGAUCUUUGAAAUUACAAUAUAUGCGCACUCAUACUUACUUGCAUGCACAUCAAUAUGUAAAGUGUGCGCAUUUGCCUAAUUUUUCGUUUAUACAUUCUUCAAAACAUCCCCCCCCCACUCAAACUCAACGGUAAAAUUGAUUUCAAAUAAUUGCAUUCGAAUAUGAUUUUUUCUUCAUCUUCUAUUUUUUAUACAACAAAUAUUCGCUAUUAUUAAUUAAAUUGGUCAUAAUUAAAUUUGUCUGGUCUUGGACCAGGACAAGUGCCGAGUUAGGGCCGAUUUCUCGUAUACUGUAUGACAUUGGCGCCAUCUAUGGCGUUAUCUUUAUAAAAAAAAGCUAUAAAUUCGUGUUGUGCCUUAGAGCAAUGGUAUACAUAUUUAUAUACUUCUCUUAGUUACACGUAUAUGUGCCACAAAAUAACUUAUAAAAGUUAGUAAAAAAAAUUAUUAA
Ceratitis capitata (Mediterranean fruit fly) is the source of this 1769-nucleotide messenger RNA. It is a transcript of the gene Tssk, whose product is annotated as testis-specific serine/threonine-protein kinase 1. The transcript has a single exon. Bases 188 to 1087 code for a protein of 299 amino acids. Gene Ontology annotation, biological process: intracellular signal transduction; protein phosphorylation; microtubule cytoskeleton organization. The record is from RefSeq and is a predicted model, not a curated record. Gene Ontology annotation, cellular component: cytoplasm. Lineage: Eukaryota; Metazoa; Arthropoda; Insecta; Diptera; Tephritidae. Gene Ontology annotation, molecular function: tau-protein kinase activity; protein serine/threonine kinase activity; ATP binding.